CAGGUAGGAAUGUGCAAACAGUCCAGGAGAACCACACACAUCAACUAACUAACAAGAUAAAUACACAAAACAAAAAACCAAACCACCAGACUGACUGAGCAAUACAAAAACAUAGAUAACAUAGAAAAAAAAGAAAAGAGAUACAUCUAUAUAUAAUACAAUGCAAAUUGCAUUCAUGCAAAUGCAGAUUCUACCUACCCACCACCACCACAACCACCACAUAUCCUCAAUCCCUCUCCAUUCACCUCUCCGUCUCUCCACCACCAAACCCCCCCGGAACGUCGCCGUUUCUGCUCAAUUCCCGACCAUCAACAACAACAACGACUGCUCCGUCUCCGACAGCGAUCUCGAAUCCCGAGGAUUCAACCUCCGGAGCUCGGCCUCCGACCUCAACAUCGACCAUCUCAACUCCGUCUUCGUGGCGGUCGGGUUCCCGAGGCGUGACCCGAACAAGAUCCGAAUAGCGCUUGAAAACACCGAUUCUCUGGUUUGGAUCGAGUACCAGAAGACGAAGAAGCCUGUGGCGUUUGCUAGGGCUACGGGGGAUGGGGUGUUUAACGCCAUCAUAUGGGAUGUGGUGGUGGACCCAUCGUUCCAGGGGAUUGGUUUGGGGAAGGCUGUCGUCGAGAGGUUGGUCACCGAGCUGUUACGGAAAGGGAUUACUAACAUUGCGCUGUAUUCGGAGCCCCGGGUUUUGGGGUUUUAUAGGCCCUUGGGUUUUGUUUCGGAUCCGGAUGGGAUUCGAGGUAUGGUGUAUUCCACAAAACCGAGAAAGAGGAAAUAAAAAAAUUUAUGUUUAAUUUUGAAAUUGAUUUAAAUUUUUCAUUAUUGAAAUAUUUGAAUUGUGUAAAAAUGCUUUUUUUUUUGGCAUAAACAAAAAUGCAUGUGUUAAUUGCAUGGUUUCA
This is a messenger RNA of Camellia sinensis, 905 nucleotides long. RefSeq names its product Acyl-CoA N-acyltransferases (NAT) superfamily protein. The record is from RefSeq and is a predicted model, not a curated record. Gene Ontology annotation, molecular function: N-acetyltransferase activity. Lineage: Eukaryota; Viridiplantae; Streptophyta; Magnoliopsida; Ericales; Theaceae. Gene Ontology annotation, cellular component: cytoplasm.